Molecule: messenger RNA, 744 nt
Organism: Drosophila ananassae
Lineage: Eukaryota; Metazoa; Arthropoda; Insecta; Diptera; Drosophilidae
Gene: MagR
Product: iron-sulfur cluster assembly 1 homolog, mitochondrial
Exons: 5
Coding region: 54-449 (131 amino acids)
Biological process (GO): iron-sulfur cluster assembly
Cellular component (GO): cytoplasm; mitochondrion
Molecular function (GO): 2 iron, 2 sulfur cluster binding
Source: RefSeq, a predicted model, not a curated record
GUUGUGGGAAAUUGUUGAGCAAAACAAAUUACAUAAAGCGAUCGAAAGGGGCGAUGGCGACUCGAGUGGUGGCAACGGCGACGGUGCGCGCUGUCAAGGGGCGCAAACUGAUCCCAACACGUGCAGCUCUGACCCUGACACCCGCGGCGGUGCAGCGCAUCAAGACCCUGCUCCAGGACAAGCCCGACAUGGUUGGCCUCAAAGUGGGUGUGCGGCAACGGGGAUGCAAUGGACUCUCCUACACACUGGACUAUGCCAGCCAGAAAGCAGAUAAGCUGGACGAGGAGGUGGUCCAGGACGGUGUUAAGGUGUUCAUCGACAAGAAGGCUCAACUGUCGCUUCUAGGCACCGAGAUGGACUUUGUGGAAUCGAAGCUGUCCAGCGAGUUCGUCUUCAACAAUCCGAACAUCAAGGGCACCUGCGGAUGCGGCGAAUCGUUCAGCAUGUAAGCACCGACGACGGUGACGGAGGCGGAGCAGAUCCGCCCCGGCCCGCCGGCACCCGCCUCGCAGACACCUAACGUUAACCAAAACCCAGUUAUAUAUACAUAAAUGGAGAUAGCAGCUUAGAGUCUCAUUUCUGUUGGCAAGAACCGUGUAAAUUUUACUCCAAAAGCGAAUUCUAAAUGUUUAAGUUGUGUUCUGUAGUUAAAUUUUAGUUGUACAAAGCUUAGUGCUAGGCCCCCAUCAACCUGUAACCAGCAACCUAGCCGAGAAUAUAAAUAGACAAGAAAUGUUCUAGACA